Radiomyces spectabilis is the source of this 1570-nucleotide messenger RNA. Its product is annotated as NADH-ubiquinone oxidoreductase. The transcript is spliced from 3 exons. Gene Ontology annotation, biological process: mitochondrial electron transport, NADH to ubiquinone. Gene Ontology annotation, molecular function: NAD binding; NADH dehydrogenase (ubiquinone) activity; quinone binding. Lineage: Eukaryota; Fungi; Mucoromycota; Mucoromycetes; Mucorales; Radiomycetaceae. The coding region runs from base 94 to 1473 and encodes 459 amino acids. The record is from RefSeq and is a predicted model, not a curated record.
CUAGAGUGCUGACGUAGAUUCUUGUAUCUUCCUUUCUAGACUCUCCAUCUCUUCUCUUUUUUUUCCCCUACUCUUUUUUUUUUUUUCUUAGCAAUGUCGUUUGCCGCAAGAUUAUGGGCGCGUCGACUGGCCACCACGACCGCUCGUCCUUCCAUGUUCGCCACCGUCAAUAAGCGAGUAGCCACGCAACCCCUUCAUUGGCGCACCAUGGCGACCGCUGCCAGUCAGCAGACCGUGGCCGAUAUUCCCGUCACCACAAUCACUGAAGACAAGGAAUUCGGCAGUGUCCAGGAUGAAGACGAGAGCAAAAUGCGUAAUUUCACGGUGAACUUUGGACCUCAGCAUCCUGCUGCUCACGGUGUGUUGCGUUUGAUUCUUGAAUUGAACGGUGAAGAAAUUGUGCGCGCCGAUCCUCACGUCGGUUUGCUUCACCGUGGUACGGAAAAGUUGAUCGAGUACAAGACGUACUUGCAGGCUUUGCCUUACUUUGAUCGUCUCGAUUACGUCUCCAUGAUGACCAACGAACAAGCCUACUCGCUCGCCGUGGAGAAAUUGCUCAACAUUGAAGUCCCUGCACGUGGCAAAUACAUUCGUACCAUGUUUGGCGAAAUUACUCGUAUUCUCAAUCACAUCAUGGCCGUCAUGUCUCACGCCAUGGAUGUUGGUGCAUUGACUCCUUUCUUGUGGAUGUUCGAAGAACGUGAAAAGUUGAUGGAAUUCUACGAACGUGUCUCUGGUGCUCGUUUGCAUUCGGCUUACGUACGUCCCGGUGGUGUGUCUUUGGAUAUUCCCAUUGGCUUGUUGGACGAUGUCCAAAUGUGGGCCGAACAGUUCGCCGAUCGUAUCGAUGAAGUCGAAGAAUUGUUGACUGCUAACCGUAUCUGGAAAAUCCGUACCGAAAACGUCGGUGUCGUUACAGUAAAGGAAGCUCUUGACUGGGGUUUCUCCGGUGUCAUGGUUCGUGGUUCGGGUUUGAAGUGGGAUAUCCGUAAGCAAGCUCCCUAUGAUGCUUACGGUGAUAUGGAAUUCGAUGUCCCCGUCGGUCAAAACGGUGAUUGUUACGAUCGUUACUUGUGCCGUAUCGAAGAAAUGCGUCAAUCGCUCCGUAUCAUCCAUCAGUGUGUGAACAAAAUGCCUGAAGGUCCCGUCAAGGUUGACGACUGGAAGAUUGCUCCUCCCCCACGUGCUGCCAUGAAGGAAAACAUGGAAGCUUUGAUUCAUCACUUCAAGUUAUACUCUGAAGGUUACUCGGUUCCUGCUGGCGAAACCUACACCGUCAUUGAAGCCCCCAAGGGUGAAUUCGGUGUCUUCCUCGUCUCUGACGGUUCCAACCGACCCUAUCGAUGCAAGAUCAAGGCUCCUGGUUUCGCACAUUUGCAAGGUUCCGACUUCAUGUCCCGUGGUCACUUGCUUCCUGACAUGGUCACCCUCAUUGGUACCAUGGAUAUUGUGUUUGGUGAAGUCGACCGAUAAAUUUUCAUAACAAAACAGUGAAUAGAUCCCCCUGUAUAACUUUUUUAAAAAAAUAAAAAUGAAAAACAAAAGAGCAGUUGUCAUUAGAUCUUCAUCC